AUGAAAGGACUUUUCGAUGACCCUGACAAACACAUAGUACAAUGGCCAAAUACAGCUUUAAAUGAAUCCAAAGCAAGAAGAUUUGAAGGUCAGAUUAAGCAACCAGACUUUGCUGUUUCCAUUAUCUGUCAAUUACAGACCAAUGCCACCAUAUUUGAGGUGAGGUGUGGAUAUAAAGGUGUUGGGCUUCCAAUGUGUCGGUAA
Entrophospora sp. SA101 is the source of this 204-nucleotide messenger RNA. NCBI's taxonomy places the organism in Eukaryota, Fungi, Glomeromycota, Glomeromycetes, Entrophosporales, Entrophosporaceae. The record is from the annotation of a GenBank genome assembly.